AGACAAUAAAACCAGUAGCAUCUCACGUUCGAAAUACUUCUGGGCGUCUUUUCCCAGAGAAACUACAGGUGGUCAGAACUUUGGCAUAAGCGAUCCCAAAUUCAGCAAGUCACAUCGGCCGGGCUAUCGACACAUCACUAUCACUGCUGGUCACAUUUGUAGUGCAAAGGAGUUUGCCGCUCAAGAGACUUAAUCAACAUUAUGGAUCGCAGAUACUUAUUUCGGAGUCUCCUCUAUCUUUCCUCCUUUGCUAAUGCACUUCCUCAGUCCGGGGCUACUGCAAGUUCAACUAGUCCAGCUUUCCCAACAAUGUCUGCUCAAGAUGGCUUUGGCGUCCCUGAAGGUGGCGCUGGAUCCACAAGUACCAACGAGAACGUAAAUGGUGCUGCUGGAUCGGAUAGCGGUGCAUGGACUCUUGGAACCGGGGCUAUAGUGGGUAUAUCCGUUGGUAUUGCUGUGGUCGUCAUCGCUUUUGCCACAAUGUGGUGGCUAUGGUAUAUGGCAAAAAAACGACAAUGGAAGAUCCGCGAGUCGAUCAAGCGCGCAUCCAGGCGGAUGACAGGCCGCAAGGUUCCACCAAGAACACCCAGGGUGGGGCCAUCAGACCCGAGAUCGUAUCGCAGGACAACAAUGUACGUCAAGCCAUCGGCAGGACCAAAAAAAGCACAAGCCAAAGAAGUAGAUAUCGAGAAGGGUCUGAAGCCGACGCCAGGCUGGCUUGCAGAAGAGAAGGAACGAUCACGAUCAAGGUCACCUAACGACGUCGCGAAGGAGGACGUCAAGAACAGCGGUGGAAUCAUGGCGAAGUUUAUGUUUGGCAAUCGACGAUGACAAAAAGCAGAAAUCACCCAAUCGCUACUAAGAUGCUCGAAUUGAAGAUUUCUUCGCUUGCUUGCCAGUGCUGCGGCUUUAUUAUUUUUCGUACGAAAUGAUGCGAUCGAUUGUCGCGACGCUGAGCAGAGCGACAAGAGGUAGGCUCCUGCGGAGAACAGGAGCGCUACUGUGUUGUAAGUGUAUUUUUAAUGACCUGUUUGCGAUAGUGAAGCAUUCUUUCUGCAACUAG
Verruconis gallopava is the source of this 1063-nucleotide messenger RNA. RefSeq lists its product as uncharacterized. Bases 202 to 831 code for a protein of 209 amino acids. The record is from RefSeq and is a predicted model, not a curated record. NCBI's taxonomy places the organism in Eukaryota, Fungi, Ascomycota, Dothideomycetes, Venturiales, Sympoventuriaceae. The transcript has 2 exons.